This is a messenger RNA of Hyalella azteca, 2337 nucleotides long. RefSeq names its product sialin. Gene Ontology annotation, biological process: monoatomic anion transport; transmembrane transport. Bases 1 to 1581 code for a protein of 526 amino acids. The transcript has 10 exons. The record is from RefSeq and is a predicted model, not a curated record. NCBI's taxonomy places the organism in Eukaryota, Metazoa, Arthropoda, Malacostraca, Amphipoda, Hyalellidae. Gene Ontology annotation, molecular function: transmembrane transporter activity.
AUGAAAGAUGAUCGAGAAAGUCUGGCGAGCUCUGCCGGAGGAAAGAGUUUACGUGCAACGCAAUCCGCGCCUCCUGAGGACACCAGCGAUGGAAACAAAGAGAUAUGGGGAGCCCGCCACACGUUCGCGUUCAUGGGCUUCCUGGGGUUCGCUGUGAUCUACGCCAUGCGCGUGAACCUUUCCGUCGCCAUCGUCGCGAUGGUCGCCAAGAACGUGACCACGAACACCAACUUCACAGACGAUGACCUCGCCUGCCCCUUGCCCGACGACUACGGACAGGACGAUGGCUACAGCCAGCCAGGCGAGUUUGAUUGGGACGAGAAGACCCAGGGUCUGAUCCUGGGUUCGUUCUACUACGGCUACGCGUGCACCAACCUGCUGUCGGGCAUCGCUGCUGAGCGCUUCGGGGGCAGGCUGGUGGGAGGUGUGGGCAUCUUGCUGACGUCGGUGCUGACUUUGCUCACGCCUUGGGCGGCCAGAACUUCUGAUGGUCUUUUCAUCGCUCUCAGAAUACUGGAGGGGAUGACUGAGGCAACGAGCUUUCCUUCAGCCAACUCUCUGAUCGCAGCAUGGGUGCUGCCAGAAGAGAGAUCAAAAUAUUCAGCCUUCAUAUACGCAGCAGCCAGCGGAUUCAUGUGCAACUCAUCGUUCCUGGGCGGCUGGCCUUCGGUGUUCUACGUGUUCGGCAGUCUGGGCGUCGUCUGGUCCGUGUUUUGGUUCCCUCUGGUCUACGACAACCCAGCGCAACAUCCCAGGAUAUCCAAACACGAGCUGGAAUACCUCAAGCCUAUUGCACAACUCAAAACUUCCACUUCAGCAAAAAAAACUCCAUGGAAAUCCAUAUGGACGAGCAAACCUGUGUGGUCGAUUAUUGUGAUUCACUUCGGAUUCAAUUGGGUCUUCUACACCUUACUCACCGAGCUGCCUACCUACCUGGACAGGAUCCAACACUUCAGCCUCAGCAGCAACGGCCUGCUCUCCGCUUUGCCGUACGCCAUCAUGUACGUUUACAGUUUGUUCCACAGUCUCCUCAUGGAUCACCUCACAAAAAACAAAACGAUUCGUAUCUUAAACGUUCGCAGACUCGCAAUGGCAGUUGCGUGCUUCGUACCGAUGCUGGCGCUGAUCGGCAUGUGCUUUGUGGGUUGCAACCGCACCCUUGCCAUCGUCAUCCUGUGCAUCGCAGUGGGCGCGUGCGGCGCUUGUUACUCGGGGCACUUAUGUUCACACGUGGACCUGGCACCUUGCUACGCCGGUACCCUCAUGGGACUGACUAACACUUUCGGUACCAUCCCAGGCUUCGCUUCCCCAGCUGUGACUGGAGCCAUUACCAAUGACAACCAAACGUUGGCAGCCUGGCAGACGGUGUUCCUGAUUUCGGCCGCAAUUACAGGAGCUACGGCACUGAUUUAUAUCCUGACCAUCAGCGCUGACAUCCAGCCAUGGAACUACGCAGAAGAACCAGGCUUGGAGGAUCGCAGAAAAUCUUCGGUGAUAUUUACUGAAAAACUGGAGCAGUUGGAUGCAUCCUUGGCAGAAACGAAACCCCGUCUACCGUCAUCGACUGCAACAAAGUUUUGAUUUCGUUUCGAUUUAAAACGAAACAAACUUAUCUUCCAGCUGUCGCUAAUAGUUCAUGCGACGAUUCUAGAACUCACAGACACUUAAAAUAAGCUAAAAAGUGGCUUCAAACUUUAAACUAACCCUUUAUGUUUCGUAAAAAUCUACACGAUGAAUGUUCAUGCGAUUCACUAAUGCAUAUAAGAUUAUUUUUAAGUUCUUUUCUUUUUUUCUUUCUUUUUUUUUUCUCUGUACUACUAUGUUCGUUUGAACUGCUUCAGUAUACGACACCUCCAACAAAGCAAGCAAGCAAGCUUCAGUAUACGUUUGGCAUGCCUUAAAAGCGCACAUACGACAAUAUGUGUGAUUAUUAAACAAUUGCCUCAAAUCUUAAGAUGUGUACAAAUUUUAAUAUGCGUUUUGUACUGAGAGGAAAAAAAAUUGAACGACAACCAACGAAUGUAAUUUAUUCGUUAAAUGAAGAUCCCUUAGGUUGCAUCCCGUGAGUCGAGGAAAGCUCUGUGGAGUUACGCAGUCGCGCCUCCGAAGCUUCAGAUCGCUCGACCGUUAUCAACCGAAAAUCGAAGUCCAAAUUGCGCAAAUAAAAUGAACGCUCAUCCUUGUGCAUAAAUAAUUAUUUUAAUCAAAGAUGAUUUGCAGGCCAUGCUAUAAUGAUCGUUUUAAAAAGGAUUAUAUAGAUAUCGACAGACGGUGAGGAUAGGUACUGCUGAAGACGAGCAGACAUUGAACAGUAUAGAAUCAAAUAUACAGAACAGA